ACAAGUUUUUUUCUUUUAAAUGUUAUAAAAAAUGAGUUCAUUAUACUCGCCUUUACCUCCACAUAUUGAACAUAACCUUGAAAGACUGGAUUUGAAGGAAUUGGAUUGCUCCAGAAACAAAUAUGUUGAAACGUUUAUGAGUCAACAAUUGAAAGACAACAAUAAGAAGGAUGAAAUAUUAACAAAAAUGAGAAUAAAAGGUGUCAUGCUUGAUUCAAUCAAUAUGAAUCAUCCGAAGAAGAAAAAUAAAAAACGAUUUAAAACUAUGAACUCUCAAGAACGUCGAAGAAGAGGAAUUUUUAAAAUAUCAAAGCAAAAUCAAAGAUAUGAGCUGUUUUUACCUCUUCAUGAAAUGUGGAAAGAAUACAUGAAAGAAAUAAUGGGGGAAACAAAUCAAUGUGAAACCACUAAAACUAAAUUUCUUGCUUCAAAGAUAAUCAAGGCAGAUUUUCACGGAGCCAUUCUCACUGUUUCAAAGUCAAAAUGUCCCAGUUAUGUUGGUCUGUCAGGAAUAAUGAUUCAAGAAUUAAAGAAUGUUUUCAAAAUCAUCACAAAACAGAAUGAGUUAAAGACACUUCCUAAAAUCAACAGUGUGUUUACUGUGGAUGUUGGGGGAUAUUUAUGUACACUGUAUGGCAAUCAUCUACGUGUGAGGUCUGCAGAACGAUCAUCAAAGAAACUUAAAUCAAAGUCAACAACUGAUUUAUGACUGCACUCACAGUUGUUUAAUUGACAGACUUAUGAUGUUGUUAAUCAUUUAAUCAUAAUAAAACUGAGAUGUGA
This is a messenger RNA of Xenia sp. Carnegie-2017, 783 nucleotides long. Its product is annotated as ribonuclease P protein subunit p29-like. The transcript has 7 exons. NCBI's taxonomy places the organism in Eukaryota, Metazoa, Cnidaria, Anthozoa, Malacalcyonacea, Xeniidae. Gene Ontology annotation, molecular function: ribonuclease P RNA binding. The record is from RefSeq and is a predicted model, not a curated record. Gene Ontology annotation, biological process: rRNA processing; tRNA 5'-leader removal. Bases 32 to 709 code for a protein of 225 amino acids. Gene Ontology annotation, cellular component: ribonuclease MRP complex; ribonuclease P complex.